CCGAAAACUAAGGAGAGAGACAGAGAGGAGAGGAGAAGGCGAAAAGUAGCAGUAGAAAGAGAAAAGGGCGACUUCUUCGUGCUCUCUCAAGUGGAGGAGAGAAAGAGCUUCCCCGGAGGGAAAAAAAUAUAAUAUAUAUCCUCCUCCAUUUUCAUCAGAUCAUUCAACAAUGGGUGCUGGAGGCAGAAUGAAUGUUUCCACUGAGGCCAAGAGGUCGAAAUCCGAUGUCCUCAAAAGAGUUCCCUAUUCAAAGCCUCCAUUUACCGUGGGAGAUGUUAAGAAAGCCAUCCCUCCCCAUUGUUUCAAGCGGUCUGUUAUUCGCUCUUUCUCUUAUGUAUUCUAUGAUCUCGCAAUUGCCUCUCUUUUCUACUACGUUGCAACGACAUAUAUUCCCCUCCUCCCUCAGCCUCUCUCCUUUUUAGCCUGGCCGCUAUAUUGGAUAUGCCAAGGCUGUGUGCUAACUGGUGUUUGGGUCAUAGCCCACGAAUGCGGCCACCACGCCUUCAGUGACUAUCAAUGGCUUGAUGACACUGUUGGCCUAAUCCUCCAUUCUGCUCUCCUUGUCCCAUAUUUCUCUUGGAAAUACAGUCAUCGCCGCCACCAUUCAAACACUGGUUCCCUAGAGCGUGAUGAAGUAUUUGUACCUAAAGCUAAGUCCAACCUUAGAUGGUCUGCCAAGUUUCUCAACAAUCCAUUAGGCAGAGUUUUGAUCCUUGCUGUUCAGCUUACUCUGGGCUGGCCUUUGUACUUGAUGUUCAAUGUCUCCGGAAGACCUUAUGAUCGGUUUGCUUGCCAUUAUGACCCCUAUGGCCCUAUCUACAAUGACCGCGAGCGCCUUCAAAUUUACCUCUCUGACGUUGGUGUACUAUCUGUCUUUUAUGGGCUGUACCGUCUUGUGGCAGCAAAAGGGCUUGCCUGGGUUGUCUGUGUUUAUGGAUGUCCAUUGCUCAUCGUGAAUGGGUUUCUGGUAUUGAUCACAUAUUUGCAGCACACCCACCCUUCGUUGCCUCAUUACGAUUCCUCAGAGUGGGAUUGGCUGAGGGGAGCUUUGGCCACAGUUGACAGAGAUUAUGGAAUUCUGAACAAGGUAUUCCAUAACAUCACAGAUACUCAUGUAGCACACCAUUUAUUCUCAACCAUGCCUCACUAUCAUGCAAUGGAGGCUACAAAGGCAAUUAAGCCUAUCCUCGGAGAUUAUUACCAAUUUGAUGGGACGCCAAUUUUCAAAGCAAUGUGGAGAGAAGCAAAGGAGUGUAUUUAUGUUGAGCAAGAUGAUGCUGACCAGAACAAAGGUGUCUUCUGGUACAACAACAAGCUUUGAGUUUUGAUGGCAAGUUUCAAUCUUUAGUGGAAGAUUUUACUCUCUUCCCUGUUAGUGUAGGUUGUCUUUUUCCUCCUAUUUGUACCGAACCUUUUUCUUAAAUUAGUUUAAGAUUUUAGUUAAUUAAUUACUCUAUUAAUCAUGGGAAGGUGCAAUGAGUGCAGCAAGAUAAUGGACUCAGAAGCAAAUGUACUGAGCCUUUGCUUGA
Molecule: messenger RNA, 1529 nt
Organism: Coffea eugenioides
Lineage: Eukaryota; Viridiplantae; Streptophyta; Magnoliopsida; Gentianales; Rubiaceae
Product: delta(12)-fatty-acid desaturase FAD2
Exons: 2
Coding region: 170-1321 (383 amino acids)
Biological process (GO): lipid metabolic process
Molecular function (GO): oxidoreductase activity, acting on paired donors, with oxidation of a pair of donors resulting in the reduction of molecular oxygen to two molecules of water
Source: RefSeq, a predicted model, not a curated record